This is a messenger RNA of Phyllopteryx taeniolatus (common seadragon), 1151 nucleotides long. It is a transcript of the gene slx9, whose product is annotated as SLX9 ribosome biogenesis factor. The record is from RefSeq and is a predicted model, not a curated record. Gene Ontology annotation, biological process: maturation of SSU-rRNA from tricistronic rRNA transcript (SSU-rRNA, 5.8S rRNA, LSU-rRNA). The coding region runs from base 310 to 1050 and encodes 246 amino acids. Lineage: Eukaryota; Metazoa; Chordata; Actinopteri; Syngnathiformes; Syngnathidae. Gene Ontology annotation, cellular component: preribosome, small subunit precursor; 90S preribosome; nucleolus. The transcript has 8 exons.
UUGGACGAGAGGGACGACUUGUUUGGACAACGCCGUUUGUGCAACCCAACCUCUUUUAAGCGCGUUGUCAGCGUGCGCAUGCUUAUUUGAAUGUCGUGAUUAGUCCUGAGCAUAUCUAUCCAGUAUCACCUAAUAUGUAUGUGUAACGAGAGCAAGAACGCAAGGUGGCGCUAAGUGCCCCAGAGAGUCAGACGUCACGCAGUGGACGAAGAAGACAUUCACUCGUGUUAAAGGAACCAAACCCGAGGUGUAGUUUGUGAGGAAAUAUAUAUUCACAGUAUCCCAAAAGCAGGUUGACUCGUCGGAAAAAUGGUUGGAAAAAUUAAGAACGUCCGCCAGAAGUUGCAUCAGAAAGCUGUGAAGCUGACGUGGCUGCCGGGCUGCGCUUCGUCCAAAGGCAAAGGGUCGGACGAGCCUUUCGCCUGCCUACCGCACCAGCCAAGUCAUUCACAUGUGGACAAUGGCUUUCCUGAAGUUACAGGGAAGAUGCAAACCCAGGACCAAAUGUCUUCCCCUGCUGGGAUAUUUUCAGGUACAAAAAUUGCUCCAGAAGCCCUGAGGCAGACAUUAACAUUCAAAGACCCUCCAGCAGCCCCCAUACCUGCCAAGGCAGGAACCCCUGAAGAAAAGAAAGUCAAGUCAAAGAAAGAAAAGAUGAAAGAAAGAAGGGAACGAUGGCUCAACAAGAUAAGCAUUAUCAAGUUGACAAAGGAGCGUCAAGCGGCACAGGCCCGGCGGCAGGCCACUCCGGUAGUGGGAGACAUGAGUGUGCUUGCGGAAGCCCUGCCUGAGCUGUCGGAGCUCAUCGCCCCGGCUACCACAGCCUGCAUAGCCCCCACAGCUCGCCGGAAAAGCAAAGUGCCAGUCAAGAAGAGCACGGCAACCGAUUUCAGUCAGAUGAGACCGCUACAGAAACGCAAACUUUUGGAGUCAGAAAUCAGUAGGUUUGGUGAGGCGGUCAAAAUCCUCAGCAGCAAAAGGAAUCCUCUCAACGAUAUCGCUGAGCAUCUGAGGAAGCGACUAAAGCAUUUAGAAGAAGGUUCCAGUUAACGUCAACUGUCGACUAUAACUUCAACCCAGACUCUUCUGACAACAGCCUUUCAGUAAUGUUUUUAGCUGAUGAUCAGCAAUAAAAUUCUACUUUCAGUGAG